This is a messenger RNA of Fundulus heteroclitus (mummichog), 1887 nucleotides long. RefSeq lists its product as uncharacterized. NCBI's taxonomy places the organism in Eukaryota, Metazoa, Chordata, Actinopteri, Cyprinodontiformes, Fundulidae. The coding region runs from base 240 to 857 and encodes 205 amino acids. The transcript is spliced from 6 exons. The record is from RefSeq and is a predicted model, not a curated record.
CCGCUUUGAUGGCGACGAGCGCGCUUUGACAUUCGGCACGGAUGAGGAAAUGUGUUUUUCCCCCCCUCUUUGCCACUGACCGGGAUUCGCAGCAGACCCUCAUGACUUUUGCGACCUGCUGACAUCUUGAUCCAGAAGCGGCGUGUUGGUGUGGAGACGCAGCCCCUGGCAGGAAAUGCUCCGGUCAGCGCAGGACGCCGGCAACGUCCGGCGCUAAAUCCCCAGCUGAAGAGAACACGAUGUGGGCGCUUGUUUUCCCAGCCUUCAUCUGUGGUCUGUGGGGGAUGUGUGUCACGAAAGGCUCUGUGGUCUACAGGGCCAAAGAAAACGAGACCGUCACCGUCGAAUGGAGCCUUCAGCAGGAAACUGAUUUACCUCUGAUGAACAUGAUGUGCGAAUUUCACUCUGACCCUGUAAAGAUUGUGUACGAAGCAAUAGGAGGCUCUUUUGGGUCUCCAGAUGAGCAGUUUGUGGGCCGGGUUCAUUUUGACAGAGACGCUCCCAGAGAAGCAAAGAUCAGACUCAAAAUGUCCCGACUCAAAAUGGAAGACUCUGGGAAUUACUGCUGCUACUUGAAAGCUAAUUAUGACAACGUCGCUUGGAAGUGGGGACUUCAAAUAAAAGAAUACUUUGAUCUGAAUGUCACGGCUGGAGGAAACGAUGAUCUGUCAAACAACACCACUAGCUACCCAACCACUCCAGAUGCUGAACAUCCUUCUACAGGACCAGACCAAAACAUCCGAUGGGGUAUACGCUUAUCAGUCGGUGCAGUACUUUUGGCUGUAGUUGUCUUUUUGUUCAGCAGAGCUCGAGCUCGAAGGAAGCUGAAGAUCUACAUCUGUCCAAAUAUUAUAUAAGAGCUAUGCUUUCUGUGACUCUGCCUUAGUCAGAGAAAAGGAGUUCACUCUAAUUAAGCUUUCUGCUUCUUUAAGGAUGGAAGCUGAAUCAGUACUGCUCAAAACAGUUAAGAAAUUACACGCAGUUGUGGAAAACACUUAGCAAAUUCUUUAAAUGUGAGCGAAUGAGGGGGAAAUUUUGCAUUUGAAGACCAUUUUCAGAGGAGUGGGUGUUUCCGUUUCAUGUGCUCCUACACCCCUCCAAGCCACACAGCAUGCACCAUGUCUGUGUUCAUUAGCUACUGCAGAUCUUGGUCCUGCUGAAGUAUAACCAAUGCACAGAAAUCAAACCAACUCUAAUUAACUAAUUUCAGCAGUCUUUCUAAAAGCAUCUUUUUUACACUGAAUAACAAUAUUUUACCUGUAGUAAAAGAAACAUCAAUAAUAAUAAUUAACCAUUGCCGUUUUGGUCAAUUAAUUUACGCACCUCUGCUAAUUAAUCUUGAUCCAGGAUGUUUGAGUUGAGCUAAUUAUGUCAGUGGAACUAUAUGUUAAUUAGUUCAUUGAAGUGCAAAUGUGAUUCUUGUUGUUUUCUUGGUUUUGGUCCUCCUGUUUUCCAUCCACUGAGGUGUGCAAACGAUAAACAAUAGAUUAGCUUCUGUGCACCAUUAGCUAAUGUCUCUUUGCGCUUUCUUUGAGAUGGACACAGUGCAAAAAGUGAAAAGACCAAAGAACACAUUUCAAGUCAAAACUGCGAUUUGAUGCACUACAGGGCUGCAGGAAAAUGUUUCAUAUUGAAAGUUCAUUGACUUACUCUAAUCAAGUGAUGGAUAGCGAGUAACUCCAUACGUGGGUUGCUUAUUACUGCACCUCUUGAGUGAAUAAUGAUUCAAUGAAUCCACAAUGUUAUGGAAAAAAAAACGUUACAGUGUUUCAUUUUUAAACUUGAAAAAAAAAACACAUGUUUUCAUUGCCCCUGCUCAGACAAAAAUGUUCAUUUUUAGUUUGGUUGUUCAUUCCCGUCUAUCUGCAGGGUUAUUGUAACUCUAUG